CUAACAGCUGCGCCCCGCCCGCCGCCCUGGCCGCCCGCGGACCGCCAGUCCCUGCCGCUGUGCGGCCCCGGCGCCCGCGCACCCCCUCUGGACCCGCCUGGCCCGGGUCCAGGGCCGAACCCCGCGCCGAGCCUGCGGGAGUGCGGGGGCUCCUAGUUACGGGGUUCGUGUGCGGCUAGGGGGCCCAGCGCCGAGGGCAUAAUGCUGCCCCCCGUCGCCUCGAGUGGGUCUGGCACCCGCACCCACGGCGGCCCCGGGCCUCCCGGGCUUUGGGUCCCACGGGCGGAGCCCCCCUUUUCCUCAUCUGGGGAAUGGGCGCUGGCGCGGGAUCCUCGCAGCUGGCCCUGCGCCCAGCCCCCCAGGGCCCCCGGGACAGCGUGACUCAGGCGCAGCGUCCCUGCCCCGGGGGCUUCCCAGUUGAGCGGGCGCCCAGCCUGGGAGGGAUCGGACGGGGAUGGGGGACGCGACAAGCCAAGGGGUCGCCCAGAGGAGGCGCAGGAGCAAGCCCGGGCGGUCUGAGAAGUACGAGCUGAGGCCCCGAAGCCGCACCAGCAUGGGCAGUCGUGUGUACCGAGAAGACCUGGAGGAGGAGAAGCACCCAGCAUUCACCUGGGAGGUGAAGGCCAACGACCGGGCCUACAACAACCAGUUCAAGAAGAAGGUCUUCCCGUGCUGGCAAAGAAAGAAGCACAAGAGCAACGUCAUCCACACAGCCAAGUACAACGCCUUCUCCUUCUUGCCCUUGAACCUGUACGAGCAGUUCCACCGCACAUCCAACCUCUACUUCCUUCUUAUCAUCAUUCUCCAGGCCAUCCCCGAGAUCUCCACGCUGCCCUGGUUCACUCUCUUCACCCCACUUGUCUGCCUCCUCUCCAUCCGGGCCACCAGAGACCUGCUAGACGACAUCGGGCGAUGCAGGAGCGAUAGGACCAUCAACAACAGGCCCUGCCAGAUCCUGAUGGGCAAGAGCUUCCGGUGGAAGAAAUGGAAGAACCUGCGCGUGGGAGACCUGGUCUGUCUGCACAAAGACAACAUUGUCCCGGCCGACCUGCUCCUGCUGGCCAGCACAGAGCCUAGCAGCCUGUGCUACGUGGAGACAGCCGACAUUGAUGGGGAGACCAACUUGAAGUUCAGGCAGGCGCCGGCAGUCACUCACCACGAGCUGACCAGUAUAUGGAGCAUGGCGUCCUUCCAAGGCAAGGUGGUGUGUGAGGAGCCCAACGGCCAGAUGCACCACUUUGUGGGGUGCCUGGAAUGGAAGGGCAAGAAGUACCCCCUGGACAGUGGCAACAUCCUGCUGCGUGGCUCCAAGAUCCGAAACACAGACGCCUGCUAUGGCCUGGCCAUCUACACAGGUUUUGACACAAAGAUCAUGAAGAACUGUGGCAAGGUCCAUCUGAAGAGAACCAAGACAGACCGCCUGAUGAGCAGGCUGGUGGCGCUGAUCCUCCUGUCCUUGGUGCUUAUCUCCUUGGUGUUGACCUUCGGCUUCUGGUACAAGGUGGGGGAGUUCAAGGCCAAGCUCGCACACAGCAUAGCCACCGAGGCCUUCACCAUCUUCUGGAGCUUCCUCAUCCUGCUCAGUGUCGUGGUGCCCAUGGCCCUGUUCAUCACAGCCGAGUUCGUCCACCUGGGGAAUAGCACCUUCAUUGGCUGGGACGUGCACAUGUACCACGCGGCACAGGACAUGCCCGCCGAGGCCCGCAGCACCAGCCUCAGCGACCAGCUGGGCCAGGUGCAGCACGUCUUCUCAGACAAGACAGGCACGCUCACCCAGAACGUCAUGACCUUCAACAAGUGCUGCAUCGAUGGCGUCGUCUACGGCCCAGAUGAGGAGGAGACGCCACGUGAGGAGAACCCCUACCUCUGGAACAAAUUCGCCGAUGGAAAGCUGCUCUUCCAAAACGCGAAGCUCCUGGAAGCUGUUCGGGGCAACAAGAACAAGACGGUGCGGGAGUUCUGGCGCCUGCUGGCCCUGUGUCACACAGUGAUGGCGCAGGAAAAGGACAACCAGCUGCUGUACCAGGCAGCCUCCCCUGACGAGGAGGCGCUGGUCACCGCGGCCCGGAACUUCGGCUACGUGUUCCUGGCGCGCACCCGGGACAGCAUCACGGUGCUGGAGCUGGGGGAGGAGCGGGUGUACCAGGUUCUCGCCAUGAUGGACUUCAACAGCGUUCGCAAGCGGAUGUCAGUGCUAGUCCGAAACCCCGAGGGCUCCAUCUACCUCUACACCAAAGGCGCAGACACGGUCAUCUUUGAGCGCUUGCACAAGAAAGGCAUGACAGAGUGGACCACAGGGGAGGUCUUGGCUUCUUUCGCUGAGCAGACGCUGCGGACGCUGUGCCUGGCCUACAAGGAGGUGGGUGAGGGCGCGUACGAAGAGUGGCGCCAGCGGCACCAGGAGGCCAGCGUGCUGCUGCGGAACCGGGCCCCCGCCCUGCACCAGCUGUAUGAGGAGAUGGAGCAAGGCCUCCAGCUGCUGGGAGCCACUGCCAUCGAGGACAAACUCCAGGACGGCGUCCUCGAAACCAUCAAGUGUCUCAAGCAGGGGAACAUCAAAGUGUGGGUGCUCACAGGGGACAAGCAAGAGACGGCUGUGAACGUCGGCUUUGCCUGCCAGCUGCUCUCGGAGAACACGGUCAUCCUGGAAGAGGAGGAGAUAGUCCGGGUCCUGGAGGCCUGCCAGGAGAGUGACCACCUGCUGAGUGGUGAGGGCCUUCGGAGGAGCCGGGCCCUGAAGCAUGCCAAGGUCGCCAUGGUCAUUAGUGGAGACUUCCUGGACCAGCAGCUGCUGUCCCUGCACAAGGAGCCUCGGGCGCUGGUGCUGCAGGGCAGGGACCCCGACAGCCACGAGGGCCCCGAGGUGCGGAGGGAGCGGGCCUUUGUGGAGCUGGCCUCGCAGUGCCAAGCAGUCAUCUGUUGUCGGAUGACACCCCAGCAGAAGGCCUUGAUAGUGGCUCUGGUCAAGAAAUACCAGAAUGUGGUGACCCUGGCCAUCGGGGACGGUGCCAACGAUGUCAACAUGAUCAAGACUGCGGAUAUCGGCGUGGGGCUGGCGGGCCAGGAGGGCAUGCAGGCCGUGCAGAACAGCGACUACGUACUGGCCCAGUUCCACUUCCUGCAGCGGCUGCUGCUGGUGCACGGACGCUGGUCUUACAUGCGCAUCUGCAAGUUCCUGCGCUACUUCAUCUACAAGACGCUGGCCAGCAUGACGGUCCAGAUCUGGUUCGCUUUCUACAGUGGCUUCACCGCCCAGCCACUGUAUGAAGGAUGGUUCCUGGCCCUCUUCAACCUGCUGUACACCACCCUCCCGGUUCUCUACAUCGGGCUCUUUGAGCAGGAUGUGAGUGCCGAGCAGAGCCUGCAGUUGCCCGAGCUGUACAUCGCGGGCCAGAAGGAUGAGCUCUUUAACUACUGGGUCUUCUUCCAAGCCGUCGUCCACGGCACGGCCACCUCCCUGAUCAACUUCUUCAUGACCCUGUGGGUCAGCCGUGACUCGGCGGGGCCCCUCAGCUUCAGCGACUACCAGUCCUUUGCUGUGGUCGUGGCCCUGUCAGGCCUGCUGUCUGUCACCAUGGAGGUCAUCCUCACCAUCAAGUACUGGACGGUGCUGUCUGUGCUGGCAGUUUCCCUCAGCCUCUGCUCCUACGUGGUCGUAACAUGGGCCUGCCAGAGCUUCUGGCUCUUCAAAAUCUCCCCCAAGACUUUCCCGUUUCUAUAUGCUGACCGCAACGUGCUGACCCACCCUUCCAUCCUGCUCGUGGUCCUGCUGAACGUGUCCUUAAACACUCUGCCUGUACUGGCCCUGCGCAUCAUAUGCCAAGCCCUCAAGAAGCCACGCCCCAAGAAGGAGGCAGAGGAGGCCCCAGGUGAGGAAAUCAUCACCGCGGAGCCUGUGCCCUGCAUGCACCGGGAGUCACGCGCCCGGCGCUCCAGCUACGCUUUCUCCCACCGCGAGGGCUACGCAGACCUCAUCACCCAGGGCACGAUUCUGUGGAGGACCCCAGGGGUCAGCAGCGACCUUCUGGCCGGGCACACGAUCCCACGUGAUGAAGAGUUGCCCUCAAGCGCCAAGGAGUCACCCUGGUGCUCCAGGAAGAUGUCAUUCCUGGGGAGGAGGGGGCACCAGCAUGGGGGGAGGGCGUCCUCUGCGGCCAUUCAGCCCCCCUCCGUGGUGAGCUCAUCCCUGACUGUGGGUGGGCAAGACAACCACUUCUCUCUCCACAAAGACAUGGCCACCGCCACGAACGCGCCAUCCAGGUCUUUACAGGAGGAGUUGCCGGUGAGGCGGGAGAGAUCGCUGUCCUUAGAGCAGCGGUCGUGUUCUCCUUGUGAUAGUCUGUCCCCAGCUGAGGACAGGCCACUGUCGCCCAGAGGAAGAGGCCAGCUGCCACCUUCUGAGAGCCAGUCGCAGCUUUUGGGCCAGCUGUCUUCAGAGAGCUGGCCAGCACCCCUGAAGGGAAAGAUGUCCCCUUAGAAGCUCUCGCCACCGUCCCGGAAGAGCUGGCCGCACAGCCGGCAGAAGGACAUCCAGCCUCCUGAGGAAGGGACAGAGCCGUUCCCCAACGAGCGCGCCGCCAGCCGGGUGGGACCUCCAGCUCCCGUCCGGGAGGCCCAGCUGCACGCGAGUAGCCGAUGGAGGUGGAGGCCUUGCCUGCGGAGGGAGAGCCACCACUCCCGGAGGGGCUGCCAGCGCCCCUGGGAGGGCCAGGCUCCCCCUGAUCUGCGGGGUCAGCCACCGCACCUCGGGAGGAUGGUGACCGCCAGGCCCAGUGAGCGUCGGCUGGCGAGCACGAGGCCUUCCCCAGAGCCGAGGGCCCCGCGUGCGCCUCCUUCCCAAUAAACCAGGGCCCGUCUGCCCCCGGACUCCUUG
Messenger RNA from Manis pentadactyla (Chinese pangolin), 4873 nucleotides. It is a transcript of the gene ATP8B3, whose product is annotated as ATPase phospholipid transporting 8B3. Gene Ontology annotation, molecular function: ATP hydrolysis activity; magnesium ion binding; ATPase-coupled intramembrane lipid carrier activity. The record is from RefSeq and is a predicted model, not a curated record. Gene Ontology annotation, biological process: phospholipid translocation; Golgi organization. The transcript has 28 exons. Gene Ontology annotation, cellular component: plasma membrane. NCBI's taxonomy places the organism in Eukaryota, Metazoa, Chordata, Mammalia, Pholidota, Manidae. Bases 455 to 4477 code for a protein of 1340 amino acids.